UGCUGUGGGAUGACGGAUAAUCAGCCAAACACAAACCAUACUGUAAGUAAUGACGUUUUUAGUCGUACUGCUGCUGAAUGACUCGUUCAAAGGUGUCACCAAAGAAAAGAAUUUUUAUUUUAAAAAACAUUGCAACCAUUGGGGACAAAAGUGAUAUGGUAAGUGUUCGGAAUUCUCCUGAGUUUUAAUGAAUGGGAUAUUGUUGUUUUAGAUGGCUACUAGUGACCCAGACACUUACAGCGAACCCCAGCCUGGUGACCUUAUCGAGAUCUUCCGACCGGCGUAUCAGCACUGGGCCCUGUAUCUGGGAGACGGAUACAUCGUCAACCUAACGCCAGUCGAUGAGAGCCAAGCGGCCGCCAUGUCCAGUGUGAAGUCAGUGUUCACGCGGAAGGCUGUAGUGCGGAUGCAGCUCCUGAAGGACGUUGUGGGUGGAGAUACGUUCCGUGUCAACAAUAAAUAUGACAGCAGUCACACGCCUUUGCCUGUGUCUGAGAUCAUUGAGCGAGCGCAGCUAUUGAUUGGUCAAGAGGUGUCAUAUGACCUGUUGGGCAGCAACUGCGAGCACUUUGUCACCCUGCUGCGAUAUGGCGAGGGCGUAUCUGAGCAGGCAACCCGUGCUAUCGGGGCGAUAAGUUUCGUGACAGCAGCAGCGAGUGCCUUCUCUAUGCUUGGCCUCAUCAACACUCGCGACAGGAACAGACCUUUCUGACACGAAUUCAAACUUUUAAUUAUAAGCACACUGAAAAUGAGUCAAAUUGCAUUUGUUAUACUCCAAAUGUGUGUGUACG
This is a messenger RNA of Ictalurus furcatus (blue catfish), 791 nucleotides long. RefSeq names its product phospholipase A and acyltransferase 1 (gene plaat1). Gene Ontology annotation, cellular component: cytoplasm. The record is from RefSeq and is a predicted model, not a curated record. The transcript has 3 exons. Gene Ontology annotation, molecular function: A2-type glycerophospholipase activity; glycerophospholipid phospholipase A1 activity. The coding region runs from base 212 to 712 and encodes 166 amino acids. Gene Ontology annotation, biological process: N-acylphosphatidylethanolamine metabolic process. Lineage: Eukaryota; Metazoa; Chordata; Actinopteri; Siluriformes; Ictaluridae.